UGUACAUAAAAUUUUUAGUCAAACGCCGUUUAUUUUUCGUAGUUAAACUAAUUAAAUUUAACCAUAAUGGCCAAGCUAAACAACCAGAUGUGGAUAUUCAACAAACAAGAACUAGAAAAAUUGCACUUAAAAGACUCGGUAUGGAGGGCAGAAGAGCCGUUGAUAAACACCCGAAAAUUGGGAAGCUACAAUCUGGGCGAUUGGUACGUGCAAUACUCCCUUUUGUACCAGAAGCUGGACACCUGCUUGGACCAAAUGGUCCAACCGCAGAAGAGGCUCACAGUAAAAAAACUGGUAGACGCAAUCGCGAUAAGAUUAAUGGAAUUCAACGACGAAUUAAGAAAUUUAGACUACAGCGAGAUCCAUUAUUUCGACGGCAAUCUCAUCGAACUCAAACUAAUACCUCAGGAGAUCGAAAUCCUGCACCCGACCUUAUUCACCAACCGGCCCGUCACGGUCGAAGAGAUGCUGAAGAAAUUUAAACAAGGCGAGAAAGUUUACUUCACCCCGGAAGAACUGGAAGAAAUAGAACGAUUGAAAAGAGAAGCGGAACUGGAAGCGGAGAGACUGAAACGGAGACCGCCCCGGCCCGGCGCUUCUCGGAUACAAAUAUCGCCCGAGGAAGAACGGAAACGCAACGCUUUCAAUUUGGCUGUGAAGAAGAUCCAGACCGCCGAAAGGGCGCGACAGGAGCGCGUUUUCUUCGGCAUCAAACACUCGAUAGUGAUGGAGAAGCAAAAAAUGCGAGCCCUCGCCAUAGCCAAAGCCCUGGGGCAAGUGCAAAACGUCGAAACUCAAACCGAAGAGGAACGCAUUAAAAUCCACACAGCAGCCGCCAUCAUCAUACAAACCUACUGGAGAGGAUACAAAGCGCGCAAGCAACGCAAGUACGACGAAGAACAGAGAAAAAUAUUGAUAGGCAUGUACGUCCCACCGUGGAGAUCCAAAGCCGAAUUCGAUUUACUCGAGCAAAACCUCAACAAGCGACGCGAAUUGAGAGAGCAGCGGCUCAAAGAAUACGUCGAGGGAAUCGAAAAGGAGAAAGUCAGAAUCCUCAAGUUCGUGCGGCCCCGCAUCAUGGAAGAAAUAGGCGACGAAAUCAGACAGUGGUUCGCCGAUUGGUACUACAAUUGCCACAAGUUCGACGAGUUCCCGGCGGAGGUGCUCGGAGGAACGGUGGUGGUGAUGCGAGGCGAGACCUACACGCCCCAGGAGUACCUCCAGAAAAUCGCCGACGAAAAAGCCAUGGGGCCCAAGGCGCUCAAAGAGCUCCGGCAGCAGGAGAAGAACGACGCGAAGAUGGCGAAAUUCGCCGAAAGCGAAAAACGCAAGGCCGAAGAGAAGCUCAAGAAGAAGCUGCUGAAGAAGAAACAGGCCGAAAUAAAGGCCAUGCUACCGCACCAUUAUAAAUACUACUUCGAACCGCCCAAGUACCUGCCUUUGCUGCAACAAGGCGCUCUGGAGCACAAGAUCUAUUGGGACGAAAUCGACGAAUUGAAAAACCCUUUGGAGAAACACUACACGAAUCUAAUCACCGACGAUAUCAUCUACGAAACCCAAUUAGAAUGCCGGAGAAUCGUCGACGAAUUGAUGAGGCUCGAGCUAAACAUGCUACUCAACGCUUACACCGAAGAUACAGGUAAAAAAACCAACCCGCCGGCGAACAAAAAAAUCAAAGAGAAAAAGAAACGAGGCAAAGACAUAACCUCCGACCGUUCGAUCGAGGAUCUCUUCCAGGAGCUGGUGGACAACGGCGUGAUUAGAACCUACCCGAAAGUGUCCUUGGACGAUUUUCGCGGCGAUUUCGCCUACCACAAUUGGGAGCUGCGCGACGGCGACUUGGACAACGAGCCGAGCUUAUUAGAUCUGCGACAGGCCGUCGUUAUGAACAUAAUCCUUCCGAUGGGAGUGACCGAGAUGCGGAGACCCAAGUCGUUGCUGAUCAGCGGGCCUUCGAAGAGCGGCAAGCACGUUCUGGCCAACGCCAUUUUCAACGCCACGCGAUGCGUUCUGUUCGAUCUUUCGUUGGAGACGACGGCGUUUAUAUACGAGGACGACGAAAUCGAUAUGCUGGUGCAUUUGGUGAAGAAAAUGUCCAAGCUACUGCAACCAUCGAUUAUAUUCUUCGACAACGCGGAGAAAACGUUCUAUAAGAGGGUGCCGGCUGAAGAGAAGCUGCUGAGACCGAAGAGGUUGGGAAAGUACAUUCCUGCUUUCAUCAAAAACAUCACCGACCAGGAUCGAAUAAUGAUUCUAGGUAUUACCAGCAAUCCAACUGCAGCAUCGAAUCAACUGAACAAACUAUAUGAAAGGCAUAUUUUAAUUCCUAGGACCGAUUACAGCACUUUGUACAUGCUGUGGAGCGAGCUUCUAUUGAACGAUCCAUGGGUGGAUAGAAAUAUUAAUGUCACUCUUAUUACUAGAGUUACGACUGGAUUCACGUAUCCAGUCAUUAGGGACCUACUAAACGGUAUAUUUCACAUUAGAAGAGUUUUACAGAUAAAGAACAAGCCCUUAACAGCCGAGGAAAUAUUCAGUUAUAUACAGAUGAAUAACGUACAGGGGGUAACUGAUGAAGCAUGGGCGGUGUUCGAUAAGUGGUGGAGGAAAUUCCCGUUCUCCAAAAAGAAAGCGGCUUAUUUGAGAGCUGCUAAGGAACAGAGAGAACGGGACGCCCUUUAAAUUUGCGAAAUAUUAGAUUUAACGUUACGUAAGAGAUCUAUCGGAAUUCCAAAUUACCCGUUUCUUGCAUUCAUAUUUCAAUAAAUCAAUAUUUUUGCCGACGAUUAGAAUUCCUCGGGUGUUUGGCUCGGAGAUAAUUAUCGUCCCCUUCCAAUAUACUAACAAUGUAAGUAAUUG
Phyllotreta striolata is the source of this 2859-nucleotide messenger RNA. The record is from the annotation of a GenBank genome assembly. NCBI's taxonomy places the organism in Eukaryota, Metazoa, Arthropoda, Insecta, Coleoptera, Chrysomelidae.